UGUACACAGAAAGAUACCAGUGCUCUGCAGAUAGUGCAUUGUGACAGUCCUGAACACAGCACACACGCGUUUCAGUUUACCUAAGUGUUUUGUUCACCUCAUAUUGUUCGCGAGGUUGCAGAGAACCCCACAAUAAGGCAGCAUGGCAGCUCUAAAAUUCGCAGGUUUGGAUGACACUGACAGUGAGGACGAGCUACCACCAGGCUGGGAAGAGAGGAACACAAAGGAUGGAUGGGUUUACUAUGCCAACCAUGAGGAGAUGAAGACCCAGUGGGAACAUCCGAAAACUGGAAAGAGGCGACGAGUAGCUGGAGAUCUGCCUUAUGGAUGGGAACAAGAAACUGAUGACAAAGGUCAAGUUUUCUAUGUUGACCACAUAAACAAACGCACCACCUACUUCGACCCUCGUCUGGCCUUCACAGUGGAGGAUGUGGAGGAGCAGCCCAGCAUCAAGCAAAGAUACGACGGCAACACUUCAGCUCUGGAGAUCCUGCAGGGACGAGACCUCUCGGGGAAGGUGGCUGUCAUUACUGGAGCAAAUUCUGGGAUUGGUUUUGAGACGGCAAGGACUUUUGCUCUCCACGGAGCCCAUGUUAUUCUGGCCUGCAGGAACAAUAUUCGAGCCACAGAAGCAGCAAAGUCGAUCUUGGGAGAGUGGCACAAGGCCAAGGUGGAAGCCAUGACCCUUGACCUUGCUUCGCUGCACAGUGUGAAGGAGUUCACAGAAGCUUUCAAGGGAAGAAACCUGCCGCUGCACAUUCUGAUCUGCAAUGCUGCUGUGUUUGCUCAGCCCUAUAAGCUGACAGAAGAUGGCCUAGAGUCAACCUUCCAGAUCUGUCACCUGGGACACUUCUACUUGGUUCAGGGCCUCCAGGAAGUGCUCCGCCGCUCUGUUCCUGCCAGAGUGAUUGUGGUAUCCUCAGAGUCCCACAGAUACACAGAUCUGGUAGAUUCCAGUGGAAAGAUGGAUCUUGCCCUGCUGUCUCCUUCCAAGAAAGAGUACUGGUCCAUACUGGCCUACAACCGUGCCAAACUCUGCAAUAUCCUGUUUUCGAACGAACUCCACCGCCGGCUGUCUCCUCAUGGCAUCACCUCCAAUGCAGUGCAUCCUGGGAACAUGAUGUAUACCUCACUUCACCGCAGCUGGUGGCUGAUGACCUUGCUGUUUACUUUUGCUCGCCCCUUUACAAAAUCCUUGCAACAAGGGGCGGCCACCACUGUAUACUGCGCCACUGCUCCUGAACUGGAGAGCCUAGGAGGGAUGUAUUUCAACAACUGUUUCCGCUGCCUGCCUUCACAGGAAGCCCAGAGCGAGUCGACGGCUGUAUCCUUGUGGGAGCUGAGCGAGCGGCUGAUCCGGGAGAGAAUUGGCAGGCAGUCCCUCUGAAGCGAUGCGGUUGUUUGGGGGGAUAAGCAAAAACGGGGAGCAAGAUGGCUCAGAUAUAAAAAAGAAAAAAAUCAGAAUAAAAAUAGAAGCAAGAAAAAGAAAAGCAACUUGACCCAAGACUGUACUGUAAAGUAAGCUGCCAACUCUGGAUCUGCAUCCAACGACAUCUCCUCGUGGUUUUCAUACGGCUUGUAUAUGGAUGAAAGUGUGAAGUGAAAUAGCUGCAGUCACAACACAGUGAAAAUGUUAAGAGCUAAUGGGAAGUAGGGAAUACAGCGGGAUAAAGGAGACAGUAUCCGUCUUUUUCUCUUUUUUCCCCUUUUUAACUUCUAUGGAGCCUACACAUGGGAAUUUGGAAAGCUGCAUUUCCUCUCGGUUUCACUGACUGGUGUUACUGUUUGUGGGGAUUUUUUUAGGUCAAAUCUGUUCAUUUAAAGCUGUAGACACCAGCCAAAUCCCUUGAUGUGGGGGGUGGGCAUGCUUUGAUAUGUGGCUAAUUGUGAUUUCAACUUAAUAGAGACAUUCCACCCUUAUAGAGCAAACCAAGGCAAGGACCACUGUCUGGGGACCAACAACAUAAAUCAAGCUGGUUGAUCUGACAAAUGUGUGUGUGUGAAUAAAAAUAUAAAUGUA
Messenger RNA from Lepisosteus oculatus (spotted gar), 2020 nucleotides. It is a transcript of the gene wwox, whose product is annotated as WW domain containing oxidoreductase. The record is from RefSeq and is a predicted model, not a curated record. Lineage: Eukaryota; Metazoa; Chordata; Actinopteri; Semionotiformes; Lepisosteidae. Gene Ontology annotation, molecular function: protein binding.